UGCAGCGCGUGUUGCGGGCGGGCACUGGAGAAGUAUUAAAAUGAAUUUUAAUGUCUGGAAUAUCAAGGAGAUGCUCAGUAUCCCCUCAGGCUCUGGGAUCACUAAACCAUCUAACUGGAGUAGUAAUCAGACUGAUUGUUCUUCUCUCAGUGAUUCCCAGUUCCUCUUUGGGUCUCAGUUUUGUUCAGAAAAUUCAGAAAUUCUGUCCACAUCCUUGGAUACUGGUGCCUACUCAAGACAUCCAAAACAGACACAACAGAACUCUGUAGAUAAUGAACCUAGUAUUUUCACAAAAUACCAGACAAAGCCCCAGUUGUUUGGAGGUGAUACAAAGGAUGAAGAUUUAUUUUCUCUUCCUUUGCCAGUUGGAAAAUCAAAAGGACUCCUGAAACAGUUUGAGGAGAAAAAACGAAGGGCAACAGACAAAUGUGACAGUGACAUGCUGUACAACUUUAUUUCUCAUUUUCAAGAAGUCAUUCAUAAGUUGCAGACAUCUGUGGAAAAGUCUGAGGAACAUUUCAGUAUGAGAAGCCAAUCUAUUUUGGAUUCUUUGGAAACUCUAGCCAAGACAUUUCAAGAGACUGCACAGGUCCAGCGCGACCUAAUGUUUGAGGCCGUGCGAGACAAAGGCAAUAUGGAACAGGCAGUCCUUGAGAUCCAGAAGAAAUCUGAAGCCAGACAAACUGAGUUCAUGGAGAUGAAAUCCAACCUGAAGAACCUUGAAGUUCUAGUUGCACAGCAAAGUAAGGACUUCCAGCAACUUUCUGAGAAGCUGGGCCAGCUCAAUGUGCCUGGUGUCAUAGAAGAGCUGAAAAAACUCAUCUCUGCCCCUCAGGUAGCUGGGCAUCUGAAAGACAGCACCUCCCAGACCUCACCAGCUCUGACCCAGAGCCUCCAUCUUACCAGACAGGAAAAAUGCACCGCUGAGGAGCCAGCUGCUCAACAGGGCCAGGUGUCUCCUUCAGGGAAUCCCAGUAGGAGUUCCCAGAGGCCUAGGGAGCUUGGUGUCUGGGAUGAAGGAGCAGAGAAUGAUGUUUUUCAAAAUGCUACAUUGCCAGCAGAUGGGCCCCAUAGAGAAAAUGAACAUUUGAAGAACAAAAACCUGAAGACUUACUGCAAGAACUGGGUUAUCACCACCAGAAACCUCAAUAACCACUGUUCUGACCCCCCAAGCCAGAAGACCGGCCGUGACCAGGAUCUAAUUGCCCAAGAAGCCUCACAGCUGGACUUAAAUAAAUUUGAAUUCAGAAUGAAGAAUGUCUGCUCCCAAAAUGAAAACGAAAACAUGUGUUCUGACCAGUUUGAACAGUCAGCAACUGAACAGAAAGGCAAGACCCGAGGAAAGGGCAGGAAAGGCAAGAAGCAGCAACCCAGGAAAUCACAGAGAAGCAGGCUUCCAGCUAGGAAGAAAGAACAAACUCCAAGGAAGGCCUGUGAUUUCAUCUCGAAGCACUGCAGUCCCCAGUCUCCAGUUUCUAGCCUACACGGGCCCCUCAUCUAUUGGCAGGCUCCAAGAACCUCCACAAAGUCAGCCUCUCAUAUUCCAGGAGGAACAGUGAGGAACAGUAAGACAGCAAGGGCAGCACAGGGGAGGACCCUGCAGUCUACCCAGCACUCCUCCCCAGACCAUGCAUGCUUAUCUAGCAGUUCCCAGGGGGAUGAGCAGAUAAAUUGGUUCAUUGACCUCAGCCUUGAAAACCCAGAGCCUCCCCUGUAUAAGAAGGGAGGGAAGAAUUUGCUCUGUGAUCCGGAUUUUGACAGCAGUGAUGAUAACUUCUAAGCCUGCCAACAGUGACUUCAACUGAUGGUUCAUUGAUCUCAGUUAGAAAAACAAAUUGUGGAACAUUUGGAAUGGACAGUAGCAUGCAGUAUCUGAAGUUGGCUUAUCUAGCCUCAGAGUCAGAGGCCUUGACUGAUGGUCAGUAGGAGGUAGGCAAGAAUCCAGUACUCUGGGCCACUCAUGACAAAGGUGUAGAAGUUAAUUAAGGGGAGACAGUGACAAGAGCUCAGUCAGCCUGUGAUGUGGCAUCAGGAAGGCAGUCAUGUGUAUUUGGUGAAGGGAAAGGUCUUCUUUAUGGAGCACUAUCUAGAAGAAGCUCUCAGAACUCUUGUGGCUGCAUGAGUAGCCCUUGAAACAUUCCCUGUACCUGAUGGAUACUGUCUGAGCCUCAGGAUUUCUUUUUUUUUUUAAAUCUAGUUAUACUGUCAAAAGAGUUUUCUUAUUUCCACUAGAGGAUGUAUUACAGGGUACCCUAUUAGACAGGAGUUCAUUAUGUAGCCUUGACUGGCCUUGUAUUUACAAUCCUCCUGCCUUAGCCUCCAGUACUGGUACUACAAGCAUGUCUCAAUUCUCAGCUGUAAAUUAGUCUACUUAAGAACAGAGUAUUGGUACACACCUUUAAUCCCAACACUCAGGAGGCAGAGGCAGGUAGAUCCCUAUGAGUUUGAGGCCAGCCUGGUCUACAGAGCAAGUUGCAGGACAGCCGGGGAUAUACAGGGGGAAAAAAAGGAGUGUUAAAGAUGUCUAUGAAAGUUCUUACCUAUAAUCCCAGCACUAAGCAGAGACCAUAAUUACUUCAUAUUUGAGGACAGCCUGGUUUACAUAGGGUGUUCCAGACCCAUGUGGCUACAUUAUGAGAUCCGGGUAUGGGGUGGGGUGGAGUGGAGCUGCCUUUGAGAGAGGUGACGUAUAUCAAACAAGACCAAAAUAAUCAAAACUAAUGUAGCUAUAGACCCUAUAUUGUUGGAAAGCAGUAGGCUUUUUUUUUAAAUAGACAGGGUUUUUCUGUGUAGCCUUGGCUGUCCUGACACUUGCUCUGUAGACUAGACUAGUCUUGAAUUUAUAGAGAUCUGCCUGCCUCUGCCUCCUAAGUGCUGAGAUUAAUGGCAUGCACCACCACAGCCCAGCCAAGCAAUAGACUUUUAUGCUAGACUUUGGCAUUCCACUUAUAUCUUGAUGGUUUUUGUUAUUUGUGUUUUUGAAGAUACUGUAGCUCAUGAUUACCUGGAAUUCAUUAUAAGUCCAGACUAGGCUCAAAUUCACAGCAGUCUCCUUUCUUUAGCCUCUCGAGUAUUGGGGCUAUGGACAUAAACCACCAUGACUGACUUUGACAUUUUUAAUUUUGCAACACAUAUGUAUUUCUUUGUAAUUAAAAAACCAUCAAAACCAAAAAUGAGCUGGAAGAUGGUUCAGCAGUUAAAGCACUUGCCACACAGAUGUGAGAAGUAGAGUCCAGACCCCUAGAAAUCCAUGUAAAUAUGCUGUAUGGGUGGGUCAGCCCAGCUGUAAUUCUAGCCUUAGCAGGUGGAGACAGAGAAGUUAGCUAACAGAACUAACCAUAUCUGUGAGUUCUGGUUUUGUUUAAGACCCUGCCUCAAUAAAUAGGUGAUUAAUUGAGGAUGAUUCCUAACACCAACCUCGAGCUUCCACAUGCAUGUGCACCCACACCCACAUGUGCGAGCACACCAGACAUGCAAAGAAGAAGAAAAAAAAACAAACAACAACACUAAACCUCCAGGUUUGGUGACAGAUGCUUGUAAUUUCAGGGUGUCUAAGACAAUAGGACCCUAGGUUCACUGCCAGCCCAGGCAACAUAGUGACACUAUGUCUCAAAAGAAAGGGGGCAGGGGAAGAGGGAGAGAAAGGGAGGAGAAGAGAAGGAAAGGGAGAAGGAAGAGAAAAAAGAUAGUGAAGGAAGUCACUUAGAGAGAAGCUUCAUAGAAUGAAUGGUUCUGUAAAAUUUCCCAUGUCCAAGCCAAUCUUCAGCCACUGAAGACUAAACUGGUGUAGAAAGAAGUGACUCUUAAUUUCUUUCUCUUCAGGAGUGUUUCCCAUAAAAUUCUGUAGGGCUUGAAUCUGUGACACCAUCGGCAGGGCGCUAGACACUAGUCUGUUCUCUUAUUUCCAGACCAAGGGCUUUCUGUAGCCUGGACCUCCCACGUAUGUGGACAGUCACAGCUGUCCUUUUUUAGGCCGAGGUAAUUCAAGCCUGGAUUCUGCCUCAGGAUGUGUUGGCCUCUUCUUUCUGUGGACCAUAUAGGCUGGCUGAUUAGUCUCCCCUCUGCACCCUCCAUUGCAACCCCUGCUGCCUUAACUGCUUAUGAACAGAAGUCAUGAGAAGCCACAGCCCCACUACCCAAAAGGCUCCUUCCAGCCCUUCCCAGACUGGCUACAGUUGCUCACCAAGCCACCAGAAGGAAGCUCUGAGACCAAAGGAUCUUAUUUCUGGUGAACAAGAAAUCUGUUAUAUUUUAUUUUUAUCUGUUGAUGUUUGCUGUUUUAAUUCAAAGUUAAGAUCUUGUUAAGUUUUUUUCAGUUAGUAUUUAUGACUGAGCCCUUCUUGAACCGCCUCACUUUAAAAUGCCAGAGAUGGACCCCGUGUUGCUAACUCUGCUGUACAAAAUGCUGUUCCUCAGCAGUACUUCACUUUUUGGGUGAUGAUGUCAAAGUUCACUGUGAUUCAGUGUUUUGUGAGCUGGGUGUUUUUAUAAAGUAAGCGGUAAACUUAUCUCCUAACAAGGCUGAGAUAAUUAAAAAUUACACUACAUGUCUCUGGUAAUCAUCAGGAAAGGGUGUUCUGUUUCUUCUUUUAUUCCUAUGACUUUUUACUUUUUUUUAAUUUUAUUUUUUAUUCCUGCCAGACUUGUUGAACAUGACAUAGUCUCAGGCACGUCCUUGGAACACACAACAUUUUUGGCUCUUCAGAUGCUCGUAGAGCUGUAUGUAGCUACACAGGGGCGGAUAUAGUGGGAGGUCUGGGGUGGGAGGAUGGAGAGCCUGCUGAGUGCUCCUCCCUGUUACUCCAGGAUGGAAAUGAAGCUGACUACAGCACUUACUUCCUGACAGCCCAGUAUCAAUUUACAUAUCACUGACAAAUGGCCCUUUUACAUUUAGAGAGUGUUGGUCCUCUCCUUCCACCAUCCUCUUGUUCUGUUUUGUCUCACACUGAUGGAGCUGAGUUAGUGUUCUUGUUUUACUUGCGUUGACCAGAGUUAUAAACUCCAGAAGUAAGAACAGCACCUGCCUUGUCUGUGCUGUGUCCUCAGCACACAGGAAAGUGUCUGACUUGGUACUUACUGGGGCAGAGGCUGCAUUUUUAGGCAAAUGACUUUUUAAAAACCAUCUUAAGCCAGGUAGGUGGUGAUUGCACAGGCCUUUAGUUCCAGCACUCAGGAGGCAGAGGCAGGCAAAUCUCAGAGUUUGAGACCAGCCUGGUCUACAGAGUAAGUUCCAGGGCAGCCAGGGCUAUUACAUAAAGAAACCCUAUCUUGAAAAACAAAACAAAAAAGCCAAACAACCUCCCCUCACACAAAAGCCCUGUCUUGGAAUUUGAGUCUUCCAUAGAUCCUCGUGUUGUUUCAGGAAGCUCCAAGAGGCUCGUGCCUAUGUCCACGUCUCUCUCACAGCAAUUCCUGGCAGUUCUUUCUUCUCCCAGUGUGCCGAGAAAACAUUUGCCUCACUGUUAGGUUUGUAAUUUAGAUUUUGCUUUUGUUUUGUUACUGAGAGACAGGAUUUCUCUAGCUUUGGAGCCUGUUCUGAAACUCACUGUGUAGAACAGGCUGGCCUUGA
Messenger RNA from Myodes glareolus (Bank vole), 5569 nucleotides. RefSeq names its product interactor of HORMAD1 1 (gene Iho1). The record is from RefSeq and is a predicted model, not a curated record. Lineage: Eukaryota; Metazoa; Chordata; Mammalia; Rodentia; Cricetidae. Gene Ontology annotation, cellular component: condensed nuclear chromosome. Gene Ontology annotation, biological process: meiotic DNA double-strand break formation; homologous chromosome pairing at meiosis; DNA recombination.